CCUGCGCAGACACCCAGAGCUGCGGGACGCACCGCGCUCCGCCCUUCCCGGAAAGUAGAUCCGGCCGGGCAGACAAAAGUUUGGGAGAGAAGUUCCUUUCGAGCUGAGUGUGAGAAGAGGGGGCGGGGGCCCGGGGCGUUUUGGCCGUCGGGCGAGUCGACGCGUGAACAGCUAGACCUGCGGACAGGACAGCUCUUCCAGCCCCGCUUAGCCCCAAUGCGCGGGGGGACACUGCCCCUCCCGCCGGGGGAUGCUGCGGAGUUCCCGGCGCCAGGCACCUGGGCCGCCCACUAAGCCCGAGUGCUUGCCCUGUGCCCCUGGGGAAGCCGAGUCCGACCGCCGAAGCGCUGCAGGGUGCCGGGCGGGGAGGGGGCUGGAGGCCCCGGGCCCGAGGGCAUGGAGCGGUUAGGGGAGAAAGCCAGUCGCCUGCUGGAGAAAUUAAGACUCUCGGACUCCGGCAGCGCCAAAUUCGGCCGCAGAAAGGGUGAAGCUAGCCGGUCUGGGUCUGAUGGGACCCCCGGGCCGGGCAAGGGGCGCUUGAGUGGGUUGGGGGGACCUAGGAAAUCAGGGCCCCGAGGAGCUACUGGGGGCUCUGGGGAUGAGCCGUUGGAGCCGGCCCGGGAGCAAGGGCCCCUGGACUCCGAGCGGAACCCGCGCGGCUCGUUUGAGGCGCAGCGCUACGAAGGCUCCUUUCCCGGGGGACAGCCGCCCACCCGGGCCUUGCCUCUACCUCAGUCACUACCCCCCGAUUUCCGGCUGGAGACCACGGGGGGCCGAGAGGUCGGCGCCCGCCGGGAACCCUCGGGGAUUGAGACGUCGGGUCUCGAGGAGCCACCGAGUAUGUUUGUUCCAGAGGCCGCCCGGGCCCGGAUGCGGGAGCCGGAAGCCCGAGAGGACUACUUCGGCACCUGUAUCAAGUGCAACAAAGGCAUCUACGGGCAGAGCAAUGCCUGCCAGGCCCUGGACAGCCUCUACCACACCCAGUGCUUUGUCUGCUGCUCCUGCGGGCGGACUUUGCGCUGCAAGGCUUUCUACAGUGUCAAUGGCUCGGUGUACUGUGAGGAGGAUUAUCUGUUUUCAGGGUUUCAGGAGGCAGCUGAGAAAUGCUGUGUCUGUGGUCACUUGAUCUUGGAGAAGAUCCUACAGGCAAUGGGGAAGUCCUAUCACCCAGGCUGCUUCCGGUGCAUCGUUUGCAACAAGUGUCUGGAUGGCGUCCCCUUCACCGUGGACUUCUCCAACCAGGUGUACUGUGUCACUGACUACCACAAAAACUACGCCCCAAAGUGUGCAGCCUGUGGCCAGCCCAUCCUCCCCUCAGAGGGCUGUGAGGACAUUGUGAGGGUGAUUUCCAUGGACCGUGAUUAUCACUUUGAGUGCUACCACUGUGAGGAUUGCCGAAUGCAGCUGAGUGAUGAGGAAGGCUGCUGCUGUUUCCCUCUGGAUGGGCACUUGCUGUGCCACGGCUGUCACAUGCAGCGACUCAAUGCCCAACAGCCUCCUGCCAAAUAUAUCUGAGCUAGAGUCACUGCUGCCGCUGUCCUCACAGUUGACAAACCUCUCUGGCCAGUGGGCUCCUCUGAGACCAGCUGAGACCAGCCCUGCAGUGCUGGCAGAAGAGUCCUUUCGGUAGAGCUCCAAAGGGCCAGAGACCCAAAGAUCCCAACAUUCCAAAUGGACUGUGGAGAAGGAAGCUGCUGGUGGCCUGGUGUGGUGACCGGCCCUGGCGUGUGCAGUGGGCAGGCUGCAGUACUUUUCUGAACAUCAGAUCCUGGUCUGUCUCUAGUGAAUGUUUGUGCAUACGUGAUGUUCUGUCCCUGGGUGACAGGAGGAGAGGACGUCAUGAGUACUCCAUUCCCUUGUACCCCAUGUGUGGUAUCAGCCCUAAGGCCAUCCAGGUAUUCGCCACUGUGUCCUCUCUUCGUACCUAAAUGAGAAAGAGGAAACCCUGACCUUUUUAAAGGAUUCUGUUCCUCUCUAAGGAUACGAAAGCUCCUCCUCCCUCUGCUGGGAAUGAGGACCAGCUCUAGGUGAGCCUCUACCCAUGUUGCCUGUUUCUCAGGGACUCACAUAGGCCCGGGGAGGCUGAAUGGGGCCUGUUCUGGUUUGCUCUCCUCAGCUGGGGAGAUGGCGAAGUGGCCUGUGUGGGUGUGGGACUUGCUGGGUAGUGUGAGUAGGGCGUUUCAGGCCAGCUUACUCCCACAUUUAGGUACACUGAGGCCCACUCCUAGUAUGGGUCUACAUGGGUGUGUAAGUGCGGGGGUGUGCACGUACACACUGUCACCCCCUUCCUCUCAGGUCCCUCUUACACUUGGUUCCCUAAUAGUAGUUUACCACUCUAGACCAGCCACCUUUCAGUGGAAUUCCAGAUUAUAUCCACUGCAGCUCCCAAACUCAGGUUAGGGGCGCUAGGAGGAGCAAGACACUUUGCUUCCAGUCAGUUUGACUGAAACUUGAAUUCACCUAAAGCUACGUUUCUUAAAAACCAAUUCAUUAUAAACUUGUUUGCUUCAAGUUCAGUUCACUUAAUGACCAAUUUGACAAGAGCUCAGUUCCCUCUUUGGGUAUUUUUAUUUAUAUUCGUUUAGGUAUUCUAUUCCUUUCUGUCACGCUCUUGAGUAUUUCAAGGAUUUAUAUCACUUAUCAGUAAUACAGAUUUAUCAAAUUUGCAGCACUUUGUAAAUGUAAGAUUCCUUCCAACCUUUAUGUAUGUCUUUUUUUUUCUGUUACCUA
Fukomys damarensis (Damara mole-rat) is the source of this 2730-nucleotide messenger RNA. RefSeq names its product ajuba LIM protein (gene Ajuba). Gene Ontology annotation, biological process: response to hypoxia; negative regulation of hippo signaling; positive regulation of miRNA-mediated gene silencing. Gene Ontology annotation, molecular function: transcription corepressor activity. The transcript is spliced from 9 exons. Lineage: Eukaryota; Metazoa; Chordata; Mammalia; Rodentia; Bathyergidae. The record is from RefSeq and is a predicted model, not a curated record. Bases 397 to 1515 code for a protein of 372 amino acids. Gene Ontology annotation, cellular component: nucleus; adherens junction; transcription regulator complex.